GUUAAACCCAGUUUGUUGUCGCAGUUCCCGAUAAUAGAGAAGAACACAGACUACAAAUUCGCCUACAAUUCUCUCUCGCGUUUACUUCUCUCUCAAGACAACCUACGUCCCCCUCUCGAAACCUGAAAGGUCUGUACUUUUCUUCAUCACUCCCUCAGGUUUGUUUCCCGAGAAAGCACGAGAAGACUGAUAGCUUUUCAAUAUGGGCUUCAAUUCAGUUUACCGAUCGUUGAUUGAGAUAUUCCCACAGAUUGAUAAGCGCUUGCUGAGAGCGGUUGCUAUUGAGCAAUCCAAAGAUGCUGAUGCUGCUGUGGAAAGUGUAAUCUCAGAGAUCAUUCCGUAUUGGUCGCAGAGGAGCUUUGCUGCUUUUUCUCCUCCUAAGGACAUUAGGUCCGUAGAUACAUCUGAUGGAGGAGUGGAGUCUGAAGCUGAAUAUGAGGAACAAAGCAAAUUGUUAAGGCGCCGGACGGUUGGUGCGGAAAGAGAAAUGGGCACUUCUUCAGGAGUAUUAUUGAUGAAUGGACAGGCUUAUGACAAUGAUGGUACUCUUGGUGCCCAUCUUACUGGUUCAACUAAUGAUGAGGCACUGACUACUUCUGCAGUUGAAGCUGAACAUGAGGAACAAAUCAAAUUGUUAAGCCGGAUGGUUGGUGGAGAAAAAGAAGUGGGAUCUUCUUCAGGAGUAAAGUCAAUGACCAGACAGGCCUAUGACAGUGAUGGUUCCAUUGGUGCCCAUCUUACUGGUUCAACUAAUGAUGAGACACUGGCUUCUUCUACUACAAUUUUGAAUUUCUACGAUUCAUGUUAUGGGAAGUCAAGUGCAAGUACUGGUGGGGAGGAAUUGAUAUUGUUGCGGGUUGCUCAAAAAAACAGUGAUCGGUUUGGUUCAGUGGAUGAACCCAAAAAUUUGACCAAUGAAGGUGGUGACAACGUGACUGUUUCUCAUGAACUGCCAACCAACUUGGUACAUGAGAUGGUGGGUGCCAGUGACAACCUGAUUGAUCUGCAUGGUGAGUUGAAAGAAUUUGAGGGUCCUUGUGCUGAUGAUUUUGAUAUGAUUAGUUGUGGCAAACUCGAUCAAGCAAAAUCAUUUUUAGAUGGCUCAUCGCUGGAGCGAAACAGUUCUAUGGUAGAGGUGGUUCCUUCAUCGCCUCAAGAAGAUACUGUGGAUACCAUAUGUCAUAGUCCUCAUGAGGACAUUGAUGCCAGUGCCUCAACUGAUGACUUUGAAAAACUGGAAGCAGGAGGUUCUAUUGACUUGAAGUCAAAUGAUGAAUUCCCUGUCGUACGAAAGGAGGACACGGAGGGUGAUGCCAACAUUAUCAUUACACGAUCUGGCCAAAUAUGCAGAGUUGACCUUCUUGAGGAGAUAAUUGAAGUUUCCAAGAAUCACAAGACACUGUUUGCAGCCAUGGAGUCAGUCAUGAACAUGAUGAGAGAAGUUGAACUUCAGGAGAAAGCUGCCGAAACUGCUGAAGAGGAAGCUGCGAGGGGCGGACUGGAUGUUCUUGUCGAGGUGGAGAAACUAAAAACAAUGCUGGAACAUGCAAAGGAAGCAAAUAACAUGCAUGCAGGGGAAGUUUAUGGGGAGAAAGCAAUUUUGGCUACUGAACUGAGGGAGCUCCAAACUCGCAUGCUCAGCCUGUCAGAUGAAAGGGAUAAAUCUCUUGCGAUUCUUGAUGAGAUGCAUCAAAGCCUUGAAGCACGACUGGCUGUGGCUGAGAAAUUGAAGAAAGCAGCUGAGCAGGAAAAGCUGGAAAAAGAAGAAUCUGCAAGAAAUGCGCUAGCUGAACAAGAAGCAAUCAUGGAGAUGGUUGUCCAAGAUUCUAAGAUUCUAGAGCAGGAGGCAGAGGAGAACUCCAAGUUACAGGAGUUUCUUAUUGACCGGGGUCACGUUGUUGAUGCAUUGCAAGGAGAAAUAUCCGUUAUUUUCCAGGAUAUAAGGUUGCUUAAAGAGAAUUUUGAUGAACGUGUUCCAUUAAGCAAAUCUAUUUCUUCAAGCCAAACAAGUUGCAGAUUAGCAUCUUCAGGAUCGUCUGUCAAAAGCAUCGCACUUGAUCUGCUCUCUGAGAAAAAUGGAACAUCAAAGUCACCAUUGAAGGAAAUUCAGACACCAACAGAUGCCCAAUCAUCAGGAAGCGGACAUGAAGAGAAAAUUAAUUCAAUGUAUGCCCAAUCACCAGGAAGCAGGCAUGAAGAGGAAAUAAUUAGUCCCGAUCACAGAGCUCUUCUCGAUGAUGGGUGGGAUAUCUUUGACAAGGAUACAGAACUGCAGCAGGACAACCUAGCUAUGUACAUGAUUGAUGGUAAUAAAAUUUAAAUUCCAUAUAGGUCUCGCAUAUUAGUGCUGGAAGGGUUUUAUCCUAAGAUUUUGAUUUUGACAAUAUUAAGAGUACUUUGCUAUCACAUGGAUUUUCGGAUAAUUGUAGCUGGCAUUGAUAGCUACCCUGGGUUCUUGAUUUUGUGUACAGCAUGCAUGAUGGAUAUAAAUAAAUAAAUGGCAUCUGCUAUCUAUAUAUUCUACGAGGUUACCUAGUGAUAAA
Messenger RNA from Tripterygium wilfordii, 2543 nucleotides. RefSeq lists its product as uncharacterized. The record is from RefSeq and is a predicted model, not a curated record. Gene Ontology annotation, molecular function: ubiquitin binding. Bases 203 to 2320 code for a protein of 705 amino acids. Lineage: Eukaryota; Viridiplantae; Streptophyta; Magnoliopsida; Celastrales; Celastraceae. The transcript is spliced from 9 exons.